AUGUCUGACAAUAAGAACUCUGAAGCUGAGGACGUGUUUGAAUUUUUAGAUUCUUUGCCAGAGGCUAAAAAUGGUGGAAAGAUGGAUACUGCUAAGGUAAAGGGUACUAAGGAAAACUCUGAAGGUGGCUCUGAUUCUGCAGCGGGAAAGGCUGGAAAUGACGGAGACAAAGGUGACGAUGACAUUUUUGAAUUUUUAGAGGAGUUGGAGAAGAGUAAUUUGAGCUUAGCUGACAAGAAAACGAUUGGAAAGAAAACUCAGAGUAAGCCGGCUAUCAGGAAAGCUGAAGUCAAAGAGCCAGAAGGACAGAAUAAGGACGAAAAAUUGGAAGAACGCCAGGAAAGGGAAGAGCAGGAAGAGCAACAAGAAGAGGAAGAAGAAGAAGAAGAAGAAGAAGAAGAAGAAACCCCGUUACAUGACCCAAUUGCGUCUAUUUCCAACUGGUGGUCCUCUUCUGGGUCUGCAAAAGUAACAAGCAUCUGGAACAAGACUGCAGAGCAAGCUUCUCAAAUAAAAAAUCGUCUCGCGCAAGAACAGCUUGACUUGACUUCGAAGAUUAACACGAACAGGAUUACCGAGAUAGCCAGAAACUUGCAAAAAAUCGUCGUUGGUGAAACUGAAGAGGUGUUAAGAAUUCAUUUAGUACAUGAUUUAGUCAAUUAUCCAUCAUUACAAUAUAACAUCGAAAGCAAGUUCGAUCAGGUCCUGAGCUCACAAGUAGAAGGAGGAAUCAGGAUAUUUGUUGAUGAAUGGGGCCAUCCCAACAAUAAUGGAGUUACCCCUAUGGAAAGAGAGCCUUCAGUCGCAGAUGGUGAGGUUGGAAGUUCAAAAAAACAACUGCAGUUCAACUUAUUCGAUGGCAAAGUAACAGACGGCGAAAAAUUAGCAUUCGCCAACCUGGAAAAUGCUGUGAAAUUAUUCACCACCGCGCACGAUGAAUAUCAGAAGCAACAGAAAGAGGCUGACGGCACGUUAGAUGAUGAUAGGAGUUCCAUUAGCAGUAACAGCAACAAAAUCAGCGAUUUGUUCAUAUCAAUCUUACCAAUUGCGAUCCCUCAGAAGCAACAAAAUGCCGACGAUGACUUUCAAAUAACCGACUCUAAUACGCCAGGUAAUUUCAAUUUCACUCUUGUGUUGAAGGACAUAACUAACGACAUCAUCACCAUAACAAGAUCGCAAGGUUUUCCAGUGAAAUGGGUCAAUUGGCUAGAAGGCUCCAUGGAAAAGGGUGGAUCGACUGGAAGAGGAGAAAAAAAUAAACCCGCUGAUGACAAGAAACAAAACGAGAGCGAAGACGAUGAGGUCAUUGACCCUAGCGAAUGGGUUAAGGAAUGGAUUGAGGACGGAUUAAGUCUGUCCUUUGGGGUCAUGGCUCAAAACUAUGUCAUUGAUCGUAUGGGCCUCUGA
This is a messenger RNA of Saccharomyces kudriavzevii IFO 1802, 1407 nucleotides long. RefSeq names its product DUF5427 domain-containing protein MTC1 (gene MTC1). Lineage: Eukaryota; Fungi; Ascomycota; Saccharomycetes; Saccharomycetales; Saccharomycetaceae. The record is from RefSeq and is a predicted model, not a curated record. The transcript has a single exon. The coding region runs from base 1 to 1407 and encodes 468 amino acids.